Pundamilia nyererei is the source of this 2281-nucleotide messenger RNA. It is a transcript of the gene tuft1a, whose product is annotated as tuftelin 1a. Gene Ontology annotation, cellular component: intracellular anatomical structure. NCBI's taxonomy places the organism in Eukaryota, Metazoa, Chordata, Actinopteri, Cichliformes, Cichlidae. The transcript has 12 exons. Bases 135 to 1292 code for a protein of 385 amino acids. The record is from RefSeq and is a predicted model, not a curated record. Gene Ontology annotation, biological process: intracellular signal transduction.
AGCUCCCCACACACUUACCGGGCCGAGGACUGAUAAAGUGACUGAGCUGCUGUGUGCGGUCAGCAGAGAGACACCGUGACGAAGCUUUGAAUUCUUUAUUUAUUGUGUGUGUGGAGUAUUUAUUUCUGUGAGAGAUGAACGGAGUGACGAGAAGUCUGUGCACCUUUGAGGACAUCAGAAGUCAAGAAUAUGGGGAGGGGUGUAGGCGGCUGCGGCUCACACUUCACGACCAGAACCAGGCGGCGGCUCGGAGCACAGAGCAGCACAGGGACAAGCCAAUCGGACGAGCUUUUGCACUGGUGCAGCCAGCCAACGAGAGGACUGCUUUGACCUCUGAACCAGUCAAAUCCACAGAGGAGCAGGUAGAAAUCAUCAAGGUGUAUCUAGAGGCCCGCAAAAAAGAGCAGCAGAAACACCAAGAGAGCCUGAAGAUGCUGUCAGAUGAAGUUUCACAGAUACAGGAGGUGAGAUACUGCCUGAAGACUCUGAGGGAGCAGAUGGCAGCCAAAAACAAGCCGCACACAAAUGGGUGGAAGGUUGGAAUCCCCUUCAGAAAGAGCACUUCAUCCACUAAACCAGGAGCUAAAGAUGACGGGCAGGACGUGGAUGACGAAGCAGAGAGAAGCAAGCUGAGAGAAGUCAGUAAGCGCUUAUAUGCGCAGAUGCAGGAAGCAGAAAAGAAACACCUGGAGGAGAAAGAGAGACUGCAGGCUGAAGGCAGCAGGCUUAGAGAGCAUCUGAGUGACCAGGAGGAGAAGCUGAGGAGUACAGAAGAAGCCAAUGAGAAGAAAGACCAGCGCAUCGAUGAGCUCCAGAGGCUGCUGGGAGGAAUGGAGCAGGAGAGCGCCACGUUGCGGGAGGCCAUCCGCAACCGUGAAGAUGAACUGCGGGAACUGCGAAAGAUCAGAGAGGAGGGUCACAAAGGGGCGGAAAGGACUGAGCAGUUGGAGAAGGAGGUGGCCAUACUCAAAGAAAAGAUCCACCAUCUGGAUGACAUGCUGAAAAGCCAACAGAGGAAAGUCAGACACAUGAUCGAGCAGCUCCAGAACUCUCGCAUGGUGAUCCAGGAGCGGGACCGUGUGAUCAAAGAGCUGGAGGAGAAAGUGGCAUUUUUGGAGGCUGAGAACCGAGAAAUGCACGACCAGGUGGACUACUUUCUGGGAGGACAAAGGUCAAAUUCCUACCUUUCAUCAGAACGCAACGCCCAGAUUGUCUACAGCAAACCAAUCAAGCUGUCCACCUCAUCCAACAAACCGCUUCCUUUCAUCAAAGUCAUCGAGAUCAAGUCAUGAACCAGCUGGGCAGAUGAAUUAAUCAGUUACUGCUGAGAAGGGCUCAGAAGCACCAACUGCCUGUUCGAUGUCGACUGAAGUGAACGGUUCCGAUGUGCGUGCUGAACAUCAGACCACAACUACCAAACCAAACAAUAUUGAAGGAAAAAAGGGGGUGGGAGGGGUUUAUCAGCACACAUACAAACACACACACACACACACACUUGCGUGUCUGCGCAUAUGCAUAAAGAAUGUCCGCUUUAAUGUAGCUGCAUUAGAGAGAGCGAUGUGUGUCUAAGUUUACGUGUAGUACUGCAAACUGUAUGCAAGUGUUUUUGCUUGCCCUGCUUUAAGUUUCUAAUGAUGAUUAACUCAAAGAGCAGGGGGUAAUAAUUCCUAACAACAUUAUAAAAUUCACAUACAGCAAUGCAGCGCCAAUAAACUGUAGCUAACGCCACCGUCAGGACGCACGAUGUGAAGAAUCAUUAACACGUUUAUCUGAAUUGUGUCUUUGUCUUCGUUGCUGACUCCUCCGUGACUCCGCUCCCUUUCUGUGUGAGCGGUGUAAUGCUUUAGAGUGUAAAUACUGACUGUCGCCUCUAUAAGGGCGACACCCUGUGAUUAUUUUUAUGGGCUAUUUAUUUUUUUCUCUGAGCUGUUUGUAAGUAAAUAUAUGGUUGUCAAGCCUCCAACGAAAAGUAUGGCACUUUAUGAAACUGUGAGGAUGCGGAAAGAAAAAUGAAGAUGUUUGGGAAGUCAGACACGUGAGAGGCGUCCUUUUUCUUAAUAUUUCUUGUAAAGCAUUUCAGUCACUGUGCAGACAGUCACCUUCUUGUUGUACAUAUCAAUGUGAUUUUGAUGUUUUGAUUUCUACCUAACAGCUUUUUCCUCUAUAUUUAUUAAUGUUAAAUGAAAUGCCUAGAGACAUUGUUUAAUAGAGAAGCUUUUGUACGAAGUACCUGUUAAUCUGCUAUCUGUGUUUGUUUUAGAAUAAAAUCACUGAAAAUCAA